Molecule: messenger RNA, 894 nt
Organism: Salvelinus namaycush (lake trout)
Lineage: Eukaryota; Metazoa; Chordata; Actinopteri; Salmoniformes; Salmonidae
Product: ADP/ATP translocase 2-like
Exons: 4
Coding region: 1-894 (297 amino acids)
Biological process (GO): mitochondrial ADP transmembrane transport; mitochondrial ATP transmembrane transport
Cellular component (GO): mitochondrial inner membrane
Molecular function (GO): ATP:ADP antiporter activity
Source: RefSeq, a predicted model, not a curated record
AUGAAUGAGACCGCAAUUUCUUUCGCAAAGGAUUUCUUGGCUGGUGGAAUCUCCGCUGCCAUCUCCGAAACUGCGGUUGCUCCCAUCGAGAGAGUCAAGCUUCUCCUUCAGGUCCAACAUGCCAACAAGCGGAUUACAAAAGAAAUGCAGUACAAGGGUAUCGUCGAUUGCAUUACCCGCAUUCCCAAGGAAGAGGGCUUCCUUGCCUUCUGGAGAGGUAACCUGGCCAAUGUCAUCAGAGCCUUUCCCUCCCAGGCCCUCAACUUCGCCUUCAAAGACAAAUACAAGAGUGUCUUCCUUGACGGCGUAGACAAGCGCAAGCAGUUCUGGAGGUACUUCGCUGGCAACCUGGCCUCUGGUGGUGCUGCAGGAGCCACCUCCCUUUGCUUCGUCUACCCUCUUGAUUUCACCAGAACCCGUCUGGGAGCUGAUGUUGGAAAGGCCAGAAUGAGGGAGUACAAUGGUCUAGCAGACUGCUUGGUGAAGACAUUCAGGAGUGACGGUCUGAGGGGUCUGUACCAGGGCUUCACAGUGUCUAUACAAGGCAUCAUCAUCUACAGAGGUUCCUACUUCGGCAUGUAUGACACAGCUAAAGGUAUGUUGCCAGACCCAAAGAAUACUUCCAUCUUAGUGAGCUGGGCAAUCGCUCAGUCUGUAACUGCUGUGGCCGGCCUGACGGCCUACCCCUUCGACACAGUCCGUCGUCGUAUGAUGAUGCAGUCUGGCCAUAAAAGCGCUGAUAUCAUGUAUCUUGGGACCAUUGACUGCUGGAUGAAGAUUGCUCGUGAUGAGGGUGGAAAGGCCUUCUUCAAGGGAGGCUGGGCCAAUGUUCUCCGAGGCAUGGGUAGUGCCUUUGUGCUGGUCUUUUACGAUGAGCUCAAGAAAGUUCUCUAA